AGAAAAUGAUAAAUGACAGAUGCGUUCCGUUAUUGUGAAAGAUGUUAAUCUAUAUUUAUAUCCUGUUAGCGAAGAGUUUUCCUUUCAUUACGAGACGCCGAACCAAGCGUACAUGUGUAAUUUAACUAUCAUUUUCCGGUGUAAUUUUCUAAUAGCAAUUCUUAAAAUGCUCUCGUGUGUAACUUGUGCGACAUAUCGCAGAAUAAUAUCCUCGAGUUGCCGAUCAAAAAUCAGUAGCACGAGGUCGUCCAACGAUAGUUUCUUCGCAGUGAUUGCAUCAAUGCAUAAAGAUGUAUGAUAUUCUUGCACAAUGAACAUGCGACAAAGACGAUAGAAAAAAAAACCAUAAGUAAGAGAGAGUUCAACAAGAGUCAAUAUCGUCACUCGUUUGGCCGCGAGUGACCUCGAUCUUGCUGCCUUUCCUUUCACUUCAAAAGUACUUCUGCGAGCACUCUUUCUCGCAUCGGCAUGUGCGACGCCGAAGACACACGCAUAUCAUAACGAUAUUUCAGUUAAGUUUACAACGCUGAUCGGCGAACGCUGUUUGUCGAGUUGGUCCUCCAAAUUUCGCUUUCACGUAAGCCUAAGGAGCGCAUUUGUCAUACGACGUGAACUAUCUUUUUUGUCGUGAAGUUUUCUCAUUUUAUACUCGCCAAUUCGAUACACGUGCUUAUUCGAAAAAAAAAAACAAUUUAUUGAAGAAACGACAGUCCCAAAUAUAAUACCUGUGGAAGCUAACAAAGACAUGCUUUAGUGGAGCACAUAAGCGAUCGGUGUGCAUGCAAAGAUUUUCCUUUCAAAGUACUGACGAUGAACGUAAAGACCGCGAUAACACGAUCACUGCUCUUGCUAGUCUUCUACGAUGCUUCAAGUUUAAUCAUUCCUGAGGAAGUCCCAACGAUAUUGAGCCUGCUUUACUCGAAUAUACCGCCAGUCAAAAAAGGAACCGACUCAAGGUUUGGCAUAGGGUUUCGGCUAGGUGAGCACGCAGAUUUUCAAAUGCUGUUUGAAUUAGGUCCGCAAACUGAAACAGAUCCAAUAGGUACAUCAAGUGAUGCUAAAAGACGACGAGAUACAACGUUUAGUGCCGCAAUGAAAGGAGAGCUAGGACCAUUAGCACAAGCGGUAGCAAAAUAUCAAUUGGAGCGUAGACUUCAGAAAGAAAUGGAUAAACUCAAAGCAAUGGAAAAGAACUUAAAAAAAGUACAAGCAAUGAAUAAGUCGGAAAAUCAGGAUAAUAUUGCCAAUAAUUGGUUAACAAAAUGGAGGGAGGAGAUAUCGCAAUCAUCGGAACACAACGUGCAAUUAAGUCCAAUUCAAAAUAUAGAUGGUAAAAUAAUGCAACAAAGGAUAGAAAAACCACUAGUUAACUCUGGCGUUCAGAAGGACAAAGUAGAAGAGCUGACUAAGUUAUAUAAGUCACAAAAUAUAAAUAAAAAUUUAAAAACUUGAGAAAUUU
This is a messenger RNA of Linepithema humile (Argentine ant), 1459 nucleotides long. RefSeq names its product snustorr snarlik (gene snsl). The record is from RefSeq and is a predicted model, not a curated record. Lineage: Eukaryota; Metazoa; Arthropoda; Insecta; Hymenoptera; Formicidae.